GUACCUUUUUCUUCCCACCUCUUCUUCCCCCCCUUCCCCUGUUCAGGGUGAAAUACUACCUUUUAAGUUCGAACAAUUCCGAAGUGAUGGUAAUGUAGCAGAUCAUGUCUCGGCCGUUGUUUUCUCUGACUCCAAUUUUCUGUUUCUCUUAUCGCUGGCAUUGUUCACGUCCUGGCCUGAUUUUUUGAUUUCGUUCCAUGUAACCGGCCAAUCGAGAUAUCGAGAAAUCGAGAAAUCCCAUAAUACCCAUAUACCCAUAUACCCACGGCGACCCCUGAGUUGCGAAUGGCACAGCGACGCUGAUCGAAAAAAAUAAUCCCCGCAACGGGUCAAUGAAUUGUGCCCAGACUCAAUUCGACCUAAUUACAGUCGCGAGACGAAGCUGUUAAGCUGUAUAUACUUUGUAUAUACUUUUGGGCGACGCAUUGAAGCCCAGUCCUUCAGUAUCAACUUUCGAACAGUCCACCCGAGCGGCGGACUCGUCAACCGCGACGAUCAUACCAAAUGAGCAUAACCGGUCACAAUUGUAUCGGCUCAAAUGGCGUUCCCCCAUCUUACGCGAACAAAUACGAGCCAAUCCCUUUCCAAUGGCGGCGGUAGUGGGAAUCAUAGCCAUAGCCAUAACCAUCGCACAUCGCUGUCGUCUUUUCUGUCUUCGCGCUCGCCCUCGCAGAUGUCUCAUCACUCGCGCCCUCCGCGAUCACCCCAGCCUCCGGUAGUAAACAACAACCGCACGUCGGAUCCCAGUUCUAAAUCUAAGACCUCUUCUCUCGGGAGUCAGACUGCCGAAUCUUCGCAAAAUUCCUCCCUCUCACCGCCAAGGAAGCCGAACCCCAAUGGCCAGUCUCCUAGGAAAUUACGUUCGCAAUACCCUCGGGAAUCUUCCGAGAACCAUGUCGAGUAUAUUUUGGUUGCCUCCUUUGACAUCGACCGAGGUCCUGUCAUGGAGCACCAGUACCCUGUCGCGAUAACCGGCGACGAAAAUAUGUUAGCAGAACUCAUGUUACCAGACCAAGUCCAUUCGCGUACCCAAGAUUGGACUAUUUUUUUCUUGCAUAAGGACACAACCCAAGAGGACGACGACGAAGAGAAAAAGGAGAAGGAAGAACGACGGAAGAGGAGGAAAUUAAAGAGGGAUAAAGCUGCUGGGAUCAUAAAUGGAAAUGACGAUACGAAUGACGAGCAGGACGAAGAUGAGGACGAUGAUGACUGGGACGAUGACGAAUCGACUGACUCGGAACCCGAAGGAGGAGAGGGGCCGCCGUUGAUAUACGUAUUAAACUUGGUUUAUACCAGACACGACAAAAGUGUGAAGAGAGGCGCCGUAGUCAAAGCAAUGGCUAUAUGUACACGACACCCCUUCUUACAUAUAUAUAAGCCUCUGUUAUUACUCGCGCUGGAAGAAUAUUAUAAAUCACCUGUCCCGGAAACGCUGGCGUUGCUCUACGAAGCCGUCAAUAGCAUGGACCUAUCGCUAAUGCCAAAGCUUAACUUGCUUGAGAGAUAUCUCUUGCAAGCUAGCAAUAAUCAAGACCUAUUCGUUGAAAAAUUUGAGCGAAUGAUACAGAGACGAAUUGCCCAGGACAAAGCUGAAGGGGUUGGUGAGCCCUUUGACGCAAGUAAAAGUCCGCCUAAGCUGCAAGGUAUUUCUCGAGCAGGGACCAAAGCUCAUCUCGAAGGCCAAUCCGCGUACUCAGUCCCACGAGACACUCACGAAUUUGAGAGCAAAGUCAUGUACAAGGGCAUUCCUAUUCCUGUCAAGGUUCCAACGGCGAUUAUGCCCGAAACAGUUGGAGAUUUCUCGCUUAUCAAGCUCAUCCAGACCUUCUCAGAGCCGCACGCAAAGUCGGCACAGCAAUUUGCUAUACAUAGUCAUCUAACCACAAAUGGCCCGGGAACCCACCCUAUAAUAGUACUUGCUAAUGCACUCCUAACCCAGAAGAGGAUAAUUUUUGUUGGGCAUAAUAUGCCGUCAGGCGAGGUUGCAGAGGCUGUCCUGGCGGCAUGUGCUCUAGCAUCCGGCGGCGUUCUACGGGGAUUUACUAGACAUGCCUUCCCGUACACAGAUCUUACCAAAGUUGACGAUCUUUUGAAGGUGCCUGGCUUCAUUGCUGGAGUUACGAACCCGACAUUUGAGCUGCAUCCCGAAUGGUGGGAUCUUCUAUGCGAUCUCCAGACAGGAAGGAUGAAGAUUAGCGAAAAGAUUGAACCGGCUCCAAUCACAGAAGGGCUCAUAUAUUUCCAACAGCAAAAUCCUGCCUUUGCGAGCAUGCUUAGCGGUACAUCCAGUACGGCAACCAUCGAUUUUACGGGAGAUGUAGUGUUUAUGAAUGACAUCCUCAAGAGCAUAUCGGCAAGACGCGGAGAACAUGUUAUCCGGGCCAAGUGGAGAGAUUGGGUCGUCAGGUUCACCAGGAUAGCAGCAGCCUUCGAGGAGACGGUUUAUGGGGCCAGCGCUCUAUAUAUUGGAGGCGACGAGUUUGAAACUGUUACAGGUGGUCCUACAGGCGGUCAUGGAUAUGUAUGGGCGGAUGAGGCUGCUAAGCAGAAGGAGCUUGCUGGUAACGUGUGUAGGAUUGAGGGCUGGAGAAAUACCCGAAGUUACUAUAGCUACAUCCAAGACCUCGCCAAGUUAUACACCAUCCGGCCCCUGAAAGGACUAGACCUACAUCACAUGCACGAUCGACUCCGGUCUCAGCGUCUAACUCCGGCACAGAGCAAAGAAAUUUAUUUGACGUUUGCCCAGUACGUCCACUCGUAUGACGAGAUCAGCCUACUAUUAUCAGUAGCACCAGAGUCCCACGCGGGACUCUUCUAUAUAGCCCUUGGGCUGUUCCAUAAGGACCGGGAUGUUAGGAUUCAAACCUCGGAGCUUAUCGAGCGCAUUAGCGAGCACGAGGCCGGUCAUCAUUGGUGGAAGGGGAUGAGCCGGUUUGAAAAGCUCGCGUUUCACCGGAUACGACGGGAGGCGGAUGCGGAGAUGAAGAGUAAGCUUGAGAAGGAAAGCUUAAGCCCCGCGGAGAAGAGGCAGAGCUAGAAGCAGAAGAGUAACAUGGUUCAGACCUAACGACGCACCCCAGAAGCGAAGUAUUGUCUUUUUUUUCUUGCUUGAAGAUAUCCGCAGCUACAGUGUCAAUAUAUACCACCACGUAAUCUGAAUAAAGAAGCACU
Daldinia caldariorum is the source of this 3171-nucleotide messenger RNA. RefSeq names its product spindle pole body interacting protein. Gene Ontology annotation, biological process: actin cortical patch localization. The record is from RefSeq and is a predicted model, not a curated record. The transcript has 3 exons. Lineage: Eukaryota; Fungi; Ascomycota; Sordariomycetes; Xylariales; Hypoxylaceae. The coding region runs from base 539 to 3037 and encodes 832 amino acids. Gene Ontology annotation, cellular component: plasma membrane.